Penaeus chinensis is the source of this 690-nucleotide messenger RNA. RefSeq names its product protein NATD1-like. Lineage: Eukaryota; Metazoa; Arthropoda; Malacostraca; Decapoda; Penaeidae. The record is from RefSeq and is a predicted model, not a curated record. The transcript is spliced from 3 exons. Bases 144 to 530 code for a protein of 128 amino acids.
CCUCACAAAGAAAACGUUACUCUUCAACUUCAACCACAACUUUAUCAGACAGUGAUAUUGCAUCGCAGCACAGAUACCAUACAGGAGAUAAAGACUUCGAGUCGACCCUCCGCCAAGUAAAGAGCAUAGAGAGCUGACCUCCAAUGGCUGGUUCAGGGAGAUAUAUGUUACGGUCUUUGGCUUCUCCAUCAGGAGCGAGGAUGAACCCGAAGAGCAGGAUGUCUUCGUCCGAGGUCAAAGGGCUAAGUGUCGUUCACGACGAGGAGAAUAUGGAGUUCUUCAUCAAGCUUGGGAAAGAUAAAGCUUUCCUUCAGUAUGAUGUUAUAGAUCCAGCCACAGGAGCAGUCGAUCUACAACAUACUGUAGUUCCUGAGGUGUUUCGAGGACAGGGAAUAGCAAAAGUUCUCGCAAAGAAUGUGAUGGACCACUUUGCUACAAAGGACAAGCACAUGAAACUUACAUGUUGGUAUCUACAGAAGUUUUAUAAAGAAAAUCCUCUUCCAGCGUACAGUGGAAAGAUAAUUGAAUAAUUCUCCUGGAAAUGAACAAAGAGGAAAUAGAUUAUAUUUUUCCAGGCCGACUUAUAUUUUUGUACGGUAGUUGAUCUUAUGAGACAACUCCUUUAUUCUACAAUUUCCCUUCUUGUUGCUAAAAGGUUAAUUUGAUUAAUAAAGUUCUGCUUUAACCAAA